AUAUACAAAAAGAACAAAAUCAAGUUCAACUCAACAUAGAAUCAAUUUUGCAAGGAGCACCACGACCUUCACAAAGAAGACAAGAUUAUGAGCGUGAAGAUCGAAUUCAAAAAGUAUAUAAUGAUUGUGAAAAUAGAUCACUUAUGGAUUUUUUACGAGGAAUUGCUCAUAAUCUUUCAUUUUAG
Molecule: messenger RNA, 185 nt
Organism: Funneliformis caledonium
Lineage: Eukaryota; Fungi; Glomeromycota; Glomeromycetes; Glomerales; Glomeraceae
Source: the annotation of a GenBank genome assembly